UAAUAAACUCGUCGUGAAUUUCUAUGGAGCCAUUGUAAAGAAAUUGGAUUGGAUUGGACAUCGGCGACGUUCGCCAUAAUUUUUAUAUGUUAUUUUUACAAUCUUAAUGCUGGCGAAAUCCUAAAAAGAGCACCGCCUAUAAGCAAAAAGAAGUUUUGAAUCAUUUACAUGUUUUACAUUUUUCUAUAGUAAAUGUUUUUAUUUUAUUUUGUUUGAUAUAAUAUUUUUGUCCUCGAUUUAAGGACAGCCGUACCUUUGAUAAAUCCUACUCUACAUCUACACAUUAAUCUACAUAUAAACGGAAAUAAUCCAGUACCUUGAAAGCGAAGUGCACUGUAAAUUGGCUAGAUGUCUAAAACAGAGAAUUAACAAUGAUUAAAAUUCGAUUUAUCUUAUUUACUCUUCUCAAAAUUUUUCAUAAAAAAAUGUUAUCACACAAGCUAACAACACUGUCCCUUUUGUUACUAUUGUUUUUUCUUACUCAAUAUUUGCCGUUAAAAAUGAAAGUUAACAAGAAUAAUAUCCCGAAAAACAAAAGAUUGUUAAUGAAGAAAUUCCACGAAAUUAAUAUACAAUCAAGGAUACAAACAGAAAAGGGUACAGGAUGUGAAAUGCCGAAGACCAAUCCUUUCGCUAAAGAAAUCAUGAAGUUCAUUCCGCCUACACCGAAAAUUACAUGUGCAAUGAAAGACUGGGUAACUUGUAUAGGCUCUCAAUGCUAUGUCGUCAAUGAUAUAUUAGAAAAUAUGCCAAAUGUAGAAUGCCACUAUAGCGACAUUAUGUACGUGAACGAUGAUGAGUACUUCGUCGAAGUACCUGUAAUACUAAAAGGCAAAGAACGGUAUACCUUGAGAUAUUCAGAUCACGUAAAAAUAUAUUGCACUAUGGACAACCGUUUCCCAUUCUCCAUAUGGUCUCCGAAAUGGUACGGCAUCAAAACGGGUUUCCGAGAAAUCGGAAUCAAUGUUCCACCUGGUCGAGAGGAUUCGCCAAAUAUAUUAGUAGUUGCCUUCGAUUCUGUUUCACAUAACCAAUUUCUUCGCCGGAUGCCGCUUGCUUACAAUUUUCUCACUAAAAAACUCAACGCCACAGUACUCAAUAGUUAUAAUAUAGUUGGAGAUGGUACCAACGCUGCUUUGUUUCCCAUACUGACAGGCAAAACUGAACUUGAAUUGCCAGACACACGGAAAGGAACCAGUAACAAUGUUAAAGUAAACCCCAGUGAUUUCCUAUUCUUCAAAUUAAGGGAAGAUGGUUAUCACACAGCCUACUUCGAAGAUUUGCCAAAAAUUGGUACCUUUCAACUACGUUAUAAUGGUUUCAAGUAUCAACCAGCAGACCAUUAUUUAAGAGCUUUUUUUAUAGAAGCUUAUAAAAUGGCACCAGAUUGCAUAUAUUGUAUAGGCGCUACGCCUAAAUAUGAUCUAAUGCUGAAUCUUACGCAUCAGUUUGCCAUGGCAGAAGGUAAACGAUUUGGGUUCACUUUCAUUUCGGACAUUACUCACGAUGGCGAUUACCUUAAAACAGCAGAGGAUGAAAUGGUACACCUUCUGAAAUCCUUUGACGAUGGUGGGCUUUUAGAAAAUACUAUGCUCAUCGUAAUGGCUGACCACGGAAGUAGGUACGAACGUUUGCGUAUGACAUAUCAGGGUAAAAUUGAAGAACGACUGCCAUUUAUGGCCAUAGUUUUGCCAGAGAGAUUCAAAAGAAAUAGACCCAGCGCUGAGAAGUCUUUGAGGGCUAACACGAACGUUUUAACGACACCGUUCGAUAUACAUACGACCAUUUUAGACAUUGUCGGCCUUCAGCACUUUCGCAAUGACUACAAGGUGCAUGGUUCUGAUCUGCCGCGAAGCAUGAGUUUAUUGGAACCAAUACCAGCUUCUCGUUCCUGUGCUGAAGCGGAUGUGAUGGCUCAUUGGUGCGCUUGCUUAAAUUGGGAGAACGUAUCGCGUAGUGAUCCUGCUUACAAUAGAGCAGCCUAUGCAUUGGCUACCUUUAUCAACGGUCUUAUAGCCGGGAACACUAAAUGUAUUCAAAGAAUGCUCACUUCUAUAGAAUGGGUUAUGCACCAAAGUCUACCUCGUCCAGCUCUUGAAUACGCAAAUAACGGAGCAACGGUUAAAUCUGCAGUUGAAACUUAUCAGGUUAAGAUAGUAAUGAGUCCAGGAAGUGCUGUAUUUGAAGCUACAAUGACAUUUGUGAGACGUCUGCACCGAUUUUUAAUAACAGAAGACGAUAUAUCUCGCGUAAGCGCUUACGGCGAUGAACCAAGUUGCAUCAUGGACACUCAUCCGCAUUUAUUGAAAUUUUGUUACUGUAAAUAUUUCCACAUUUAG
Messenger RNA from Hyposmocoma kahamanoa, 2339 nucleotides. RefSeq lists its product as uncharacterized. The record is from RefSeq and is a predicted model, not a curated record. The coding region runs from base 372 to 2339 and encodes 655 amino acids. The transcript has a single exon. Lineage: Eukaryota; Metazoa; Arthropoda; Insecta; Lepidoptera; Cosmopterigidae.